Molecule: messenger RNA, 1872 nt
Organism: Agrilus planipennis (emerald ash borer)
Lineage: Eukaryota; Metazoa; Arthropoda; Insecta; Coleoptera; Buprestidae
Product: protein spaetzle
Exons: 4
Coding region: 191-883 (230 amino acids)
Biological process (GO): innate immune response; regulation of Toll signaling pathway; central nervous system formation
Cellular component (GO): extracellular region
Molecular function (GO): Toll binding; growth factor activity
Source: RefSeq, a predicted model, not a curated record
GUAACAAAACGCUGUCGAUGUGCAUUAUUUGAACAGAUUUAGUUUAAACUUUCAUUCGAUAACAACCGAGUAAUAACGUUAUUUCAGUUCUAGUACCAAUACAUAUGAGCAGUUAAGGGUGAACGAUAGUGUAUAGUAAUUGUUGUGAUAAAACGUUUACAAGCUACCUACCUACUUAAUUAUUACCACGAUGGAUUCUCAUUUACCGCUGGAGAUAUUUUAUUGUUUAGUCGCAAUGGUGUUCGUCAGUGAAUGCUUUUUAGUGCCUCCCCAAAACACUUCAUCAACAUUGAAAAGUGCUGACGACAGCUUUUUGUACGCAUCUGAAUUUGAAGAAAUGCAGGGACAUGCUAUAGUAAGUCGAACUGAUUCCAAGCACGUAUCACCAUUUUCUCAAGUACUGUCCCAGAAAGGAAAAAGAUGUAUUGGGGACUUAUGCGAAGGCUUUGAUGACUACCCUCACGAAGAAAUAAAGAAGAUUCUUCUGAAAAAUCCUGUACUUAGUAUUUAUUUUGAUGAUCAUCCGGCAACCGAUGUAAUAAUUGAGGAACGGUUUAGUGACGACAAAGGAGAGACGUUAUGUCUAGCUACUCAGUCCUCUAUAGCACCAGAAAAGGCUAAAAAUGUAGACAAUAUAGACAAAGUAAUCGUUAAUACAAAAGAAUUCCGGCAAAUCCUAGUUACAGAAACUUGUAGUACGCCUAACAAUCAAUGUCGAUUCUUAAAUGAAACGCUCCCCCACUAUACGACACAGUGCACUCAGAGGUAUGUACAAAAAAGACUCUGGGCGGUAGAUGAUGAAGGGGCUGAGAAAAUUACAAUGGACAAUUUCUUCAUUCCGUCCUGUUGCAUAUGCGAGUUGAAACGAAAGGAUAAUCCAUGACCUAGUUUAAAUUAUACAAGUCUGUAUUGUGAUAAAAGGUUAAAAUAAGUUGAAAAUUCUAUAACGUAUUGUACCUGAAAAAGGAGAUCUUUGGACUGUCAAAAAGGGUACCGUUGUCGAUUUGAUUCAGUAUCUUCUUAGUGUAUAUUUGUUGUACUUAUGUGUGUAUAUGGAAGUGUUAAACAGUAAAGAUGAUUUUCUAAGAGCGUCUACCACCAAAUUGAAGCUAGUUCCCGAGAAAUUCCUUCAAACAAAGAAAGGUGUGUCAGAAAAUGUUAUAUAGAGAGCAUUUAAGUGUUAUAUAAACAUAAUUUCUUUGAUUUUUUGAAUUUAAUUUUGUUGAUGAGACUGAAGAAUUUAAAAUUUAAUUUCGACCAUCAAUGUUGGCAAUCUCCUAUCUAAAACUUCUUUAAAACUACAUGAAAAUAAUUUUUCUGUAUUACACUGUUAUUGGCAAAAUUAAAUCUUAAAUCAUUAAAAAUUUAAACAUUUGUUUCAUUCUUAUGCCCUCUCCCAGUACAUUAAGCUUCCUGAAGUAAUACUUAAAGGCUCCCUUACAUAUUGGGCAAAAUAAAUAAAGUUCCAAUAGGUGAGAGCAGAUAUCCGGACGUGUAAAAUUACAGAAUAAACAUAAAAAACAAUAAAACUGAACAGAGUUUCACUUGUUUGUUUCUCUGAACGAUCAGAACAAUUUGAAUUACUAUACAUAAUGAUAUGGUUUCAAAAAAUAUAUAAUCACAUAGAGAUAAAUAAAAGUCAAAUAUACCUCCGUAUAUUAAACAGUAUAUAAUAAGUACCUAUUAAAUAAUGAGAGUAGUUUUAUUAGCUAUACAUAUCAUCACAAUUUACAGAAAUGAAGGACAUGGUUAUAAAUUGUUUAAUAAGUAAAAUAAAUUGCUUUCAUAAGUACAUAAAUGCCAAUUGUUACCUCAAAAAUAAAUGAAUAGAUUGGUGAAUUAAAUUGUGUAAAUAUAAUUUAUUUGAUUAUA